Messenger RNA from Centropristis striata (black sea bass), 12074 nucleotides. It is a transcript of the gene ptchd4, whose product is annotated as patched domain containing 4. The record is from RefSeq and is a predicted model, not a curated record. Lineage: Eukaryota; Metazoa; Chordata; Actinopteri; Perciformes; Serranidae. The transcript is spliced from 3 exons. Gene Ontology annotation, cellular component: membrane. Bases 70 to 2847 code for a protein of 925 amino acids.
CAUGGUGGUGUAACCUGGUGUAAUUCUCUUACGACUUGGACUAAGCCGGGGAUCGGAGUCUGAUGUCACAUGUGCUUCAUCGGAGGAGACGGGGCAUCUGCAAGCUGGAUUUUGUGGAGGAUGCUGCGGCAAGUGAUCCACAGAGGGCUCAAGGCUUCGUUCUACUGGCUGGGCUUAUUCGUUAGCAGGCACCCCGUUUUCUUCCUCACUGUCCCCGCGGUCCUCACCAUCAUUUUCGGAUCUACCGUGCUGAGCCGAUUCAAGCCGGAGACGGACCUGGAGGUGCUGGUGGCUCCUACUCACAGCCUGGCCAAGAUCGAGCGGAGUCUCGCCAACAGCCUGUUUCCCAUCGACCAGUCCAAGCACAAGCUGUACUCGGAUUUGCACACCCCGGGCAGAUAUGGCAGGUUGAUCCUGCUCGCCAAGUCCGGGGGGAACAUCCUGGAGCUGGCCGACCAGGUCCUGCAGGUCCACAAGCAGGUGUUGGAUUUGCGCGUCAAUUACAAGGGAUUCAAUUACACGUUCGCGCACCUCUGCGUGUUGAGCCACAGGGACAAGCGCUGCCUCUUGGAUGAUAUCAUCACCAUCUUCGAAGAUAUCAGGCAGGCUGUGCUUUCCAACAGCACUUUCCAUAAGGUGGCCGUGAGCUAUCCAAACACAACAUUAAAGGAUGGCCGUGUGUCCUUUAUUGGCCACCAGCUUGGCGGUGUAUCCUUCUCGCCCAACAGCCGCGACCAGCAGGUCAAGUUCGCCCGUGCUGUCCAGAUCACCUACUACCUCCGCAACCACGGACCAGUGGUGCAGGAUGCCAUUGCUGAACGCUGGGAGAACGAGUUCUGUGCCCUGGUUAGCCGGCUGUCCACGGGCGAGAUGCCCCACACACCCGACCAGCUCCACAUCCAGUCGCUCACCUCCUUCAGCCUGUGGCGGGACUUCCACCAGACGGGUGUGCUGGCCAAGGGGGAGGUGCUGGUCAGCCUGGUGCUGGUGCUCCUGGCCGCCACCAUCUCUAGCUCCAUGAGGGACUGCUUGAGAGGAAAGCCAUUCCUGGGCCUGCUGGGCGUGUUGACCAUCUGCAUUGCCAAUGUGACAGCCGCAGGGAUCUUCUUUAUAUCGGAUGGGAAGUUCAAUUCCACGCUGCUGGGAAUCCCAUUCUUUGCCAUGGGCCAUGGAACCAAAGGGGUGUUUGAGCUGCUGGCAGGCUGGAGGAGAACAAGGGAAAACCUCCCCUUCAAGGAGCGUGUGGCAGACGCUUUUGCCGAUGUGAUGGUGUGCUACACCAUGACCAGCUCACUCUACAUCAUCACCUUUGGCAUGGGAGCCAGCCCUUUUACCAACAUCGAGUCGGUGAAAAUUUUCUGCCAGAGCAUGUGUGUUGCCAUCCUGGUCAACUACUUCUACGUUUUCUCUUUCUAUGGCUCCUGUCUAGUGUUUGCUGGGCAGCUGGAGCAGAACCGCUACCACAGUGUUUUCUGUUGUAAAAUCCCCUCAGUGGAGUACCUUGACCGCCAGCCCACAUGGUUUAAAACCAUGAUGAGUGACGGCCAUGACUUGUCCACACACCACGACAGUGUCCCCUACCAGAAUCACUUCAUCCAGCACUUCCUCCGUGAGCACUACACAGAAUGGAUUACCAACACCUAUGUCAAACCCUUCGUAGUCAUUCUAUAUCUCAUCUACGCCUCUUUCUCAUUCAUGGGAUGUUUACAAAUCAGUGAUGGAUCAAAUAUCGUGAACCUGCUGGCUAGUAACUCCCCGAGUGUUUCGUAUGCACUGACCCAGCAGAAAUACUUCAGCAACUACAGUCCAGUGAUUGGGUUUUAUAUUUAUGAACCCAUUGAGUACUGGAACUCCACAGUACAAGAGCACCUGAAGACUCUGAGUCAUGGUUUCAACAAGAUCUCUUGGAUGGACAACUUUUUCCACUACCUGCGAGUGGUGAAUGUGAGUGCAUCAACCAAGAGCGACUUCAUCACCAUCCUCAAGGGCUCCUUCCUGCGCAGUCCAGAGUACCAGCACUUCACUGAGGACAUCAUAUUCUCCAAGAACCGGGAGACUGAUGAAUACGACAUUAUCGCCUCGCGGAUGUACUUGGUGGCACGGACGACAGAGAAGAAGCGAGAAGAGGUGGUGGAGCUUCUAGAAAAGCUUCGUCCGUUGAUGUUGAUUAACAGCAUCAAGUUCAUUGCCUUCAAUCCUACGUUCGUGUUUAUGGACCGCUACAGCUCCUCUGUCAUUUCGCCCAUCCUGACCUCAGGCUUCAGCGUACUCACAAUCCUCAUCCUCACUUUCUUCCUAGUCAUCAACCCCUUGGGGAACUUCUGGCUCAUCCUCACGGUAACAUCCGUGGAGCUGGGCGUUUUGGGUUUGAUGACCCUCUGGAACGUUGGCAUGGACAGCAUCUCAAUCCUGUGCCUUAUUUAUACCCUCAACUUCGCCAUGGAUCACUGUGCACCACACCUGUACACUUUUGUGCUAGCCACUGAGCACACCAGGACGCAGUGCAUCAAGUUGGCACUGGAGGAGCACGGGGCGGCCAUUCUGCAGAACACAUCCUGCUUUGUGAUCGGGAUCAUGCCCCUGGUGUUUGUGCCUUCCAAUCUGACCUACACACUGUUCAAGUGCUCCCUCCUCACCGCGGGCUGCACCGUGCUGCACUGCUUUGUCAUCCUGCCCGUCUUCCUGACCUUCUUCCCGCCGUCCAAAAAGAGACACAAGAAAAAGAAACGGGCCAAGCGUAAAGAGCGGGAGAGAGAGAGGGAGCGGGAGAGGGAGAGGGAAAGAGAAAGGGAGGAAAUAGAGUGCAUCGAAGUCAGGGAGAAUCCUGAUCAUGUGACAAAUGUCUGAAUAGUUUGUAAUUUUAGAAAUGAGUAUUAAUGGUUAUCCGUCAGUUAUUGGUGGAUUAGAGGUAUUCUCCAAUGAUGAGGCGCCUCUUGAGGUGCAGGGGAGUCUGAGAUGUCCCCUGAGGAGUGGGAACCGGUCACUCCCAACCAAUAGCAGCUAAGCUGGCCAGAGUAGAGCGCAGCCCCACUGGUCAGUCAUCCAGUCCUUCAGUCUGGACAGUGUAUCUCAUUUGCACAAACUGCAACAUGCUCACGGUUCCAAACCUCUUUCCCAACUAUUUGGUAAAUACAAACAAGUUAGUUCCCAGAACGUAUGCUUGCAAGUAAAUCUGUAAUUAAAUUCUAAACUUAGUCCAUUUAAAUAAUAGCAAUUCUAUGUUCAUCUCCUGCAGCCCUUAUCUGAAAAGACGUGAAUGGGGAACAUAGCAGUCUGUUAAGCCAAGGACACUCAGACAAGACGGUGAAAAUGGUUAGUGUGAUCAUGGUAAAGUGUAAAAAUUAAACUGUGCAGAAGAUGACUGUGUACGCACCUUACUCCUCCCAACUUGAUAACAGCAAAAGAACGAAUACCAAAUUUUGUGGAAAGAGAAACUGUGGAAAGCACACCGCAUGCUUUUCUGUGACAUUAAAAAUAGCUGAACAGCUGAACUGGGCAGAUGGCAUACACUGUGUCCAUAAUGAAGAAUUAUCUUGCACAUUGCAUCGUGUGAAUAGAAAUGUUGAGGUUUAAAUUAGCAGGAGACAAAUAUUCUGCUUUAUUCUAGAGGUCACAUAAGGUUGAAGGCCAUAGCAAAAGGAACUGCAGUGGGCUGCAGCGUGUGAAGAGGAAGUGCUAAGUGACUGUCGUGCAGCAGUAUUUGGAAAAGGCAGUAAGCCUGAGUAUGACUUGAGUAAACCCUAAACUGCUUUUGCACCAGACCAGUAAAACCAAAAGUAAAGAGUGUUUCCAAGGCUUCAAAUAUUGAACUUUCUAGCAGGUUGAUGACAAUGGAAAGUUUCUGUGAGAGUAUGAAUGUCUCUGUCGACCACUUACAAAAGCUUACUGGCAUGGCACUGGUAAUGGGAAUGUCUGAAUGUGAUUCAAAACUAGCAGUGGUGCCAAAUAGUGUACAGAUUUUUUUUUUUUUUGACAAAGUUCUGUAACAACAAAAAAGUCUCAGUAAGUUUGAACUUUCACAUAAAACAACCAUGAACCAUGAAUUAUUCAGGCUUAUUUAAAGGUCCAGUGUGUAGUAUUUAGUGGCAUCUACAGAUUGAAUUAAAAAAAACCCUCCCUUUCCAAGCAUGUAGCAGAACCCUCAGUGGCCUUCAGGUGAUGUAAAACAUGAAGGGCCCCUUCUAGAGCCAGUGUUUGGUUUGCUGAUCUGGGCUACUGUAGAAACAUGGCUGUGCAACAUGAUGAACUCCAUGGGAAAGAACCUGCUCUGUAUGUAGUUAUGAAGGGCGCAUUCUGAUCAACCAAAAACACAACAAUUUCUAGUUUCUGGUGAAUAUACACUAAUUCACUAAUGAAAACACAAUUGUUAUUAUGUCCCAUUACUGCCAAUUGAUUUUCCUAAAUCCUAAACACUGGACCUUUAAAUAAUCACUAUUUAAUGUUGUUUGGGUUUGUGAAGCAGGUUUUAAAUUAAGUAAUGAGGCACUUUUUGUCAAGUACACUGUCUAAUAGUGUGAAGAAAUGAUAGGGAGCCGAGGUAAAACUAGAACCUCUGAGUUUUGUUCCAGAAGUAAGAAAAUCUCAUUCAAGAUCAUAAAUAUUUGUAAGAAAACAAACUACUAUAAAUUCAGCCCUACAACAUAACAUUUGUCUUUUACACCAUUUAUCUAGAUAGAGCCAGUGCGUUCAAAAAAAUGCAUAAUCAAUUUUUAUUUAAUACUUGUGUUUUUGACAGGUUUAAAGCUGCACUAAUCAAUAUUUUUAUGUUGAAAAUUAAUUAAAAGACAAGGGUUGGCCACCAAGAACCGGUUCCAAAAGUUUGGAUCCAAAAAAAAAUACAAUUUCAGUUCUGCUUAUCGGUUCCUAAACAAUUCCACAUUAGCCAUCUUUCUGGACCGGAUGACACUGCACAUUUUGUUUUGUUUAGGGACAAUGGGAAAAUCAAUAAGAGUUGCUAGUGUGAGAGUCAGCUGUGCUCCAUGCACCGCAGGUUUUCUUGUCUGCUCCGUUUGCUGACACAGCAGUUUGCUGUCAGAGGAGGCUCGCCGUCUCUCCCAUACACCCAGCAGCUGAACCACACACCCGCUGUGCACGCAGUAAACACACCAGUGACACCAGGCCACCUACGUAUGUUGGACACUGUGUCAUUUUGGCUGGUUUCAGUGUUACAGCUACAUUAAAGUGUAUGAAAUGAAUCUACCAACCAUAAAUUAAAUUAAAUUGGUUGUGAAUAUGAAUAUGAAUCAACAUGAACUGUGUAAAAGUCUUUGAAAAUAAAUUAAAUAUUUAAUACAUUUUUGUUUGUGAAAUAAACAUGAAUUGAAAUUGAAAUCCAGGACCUUUAAGAACCAGAAUCAAUAAGCAGAACCAGAGUCAGAAUUGUUAAAAUACAAACAAUAAAAAAACCCUUCAAAAGACAAGUUCACACAGAGUUAAUAUCCAACUCUUCAUAUCAGCUCAGCUCAGCAAAGCAUUUUAACAUCUUUUAUCUACUUUCCUAGCAACAAACAGCAGGCAGACAAAGCUGGUGUUGUAUAUAUUGGAGCAUUUGGCAAGGAAAGGGCGACAUAUUUCCCACAUAAGUCGGUGGCAACCAAAACAGAGCUUGAAGAAGAUUGAAUACAGGACUAACAUUGGUCAGACCAUCAGAAACACAACACUAAAUGUUGCUCUCUAUCUGCUGGAUUUCUAAAUAGGCAUUUUGAGGUGAUAUUUUUUUAAGAUGUGUGUUUUCAGCAUGUUCCAAGGCCCCCAUGUGACCAAAAAUAUGCCGCUUUAUUCCCAUUUCCCCAACCCUAGAACCAUUGUGGGUUAAUAUCAACAGCAUGUCAGACUGGAUAUUAAAGAUACUACCUAAGGAAGGAACAGUUAAUGUAAAAUAUGUAAAGUCAAUGCUAGACAGAUGAGAGUUUUAACAGUUUUGUAACAUUUUUCCCCCAAUUAUCAAAGGUUCAUAUGCUAAUAGGAUUUAAUAUAUAAGCCACUCAUUGAUCUUAAUAAAUGGAGAGAAAGCCCUAGGAAAGAAUUUGACUCAGAAAGGCCAAUUAGACACCCUUAAAAAGAGAUUCCAUUGGACUAUGGAACCUGGUUGAAUAACAUCUAGCCUGUAGGGGACAAGACUUGGCUCUCUACACUGCAAAAAAAGAAAAGUUGGGUGAACUCAAAAUUUCAAGGCAACAGACUUUGAUAACAUAUUUAAGUUGGACAAUUAAACUAAAUAUUUUAAGUUUUGCUUUUGAGUUUGAACUCUGAAUUCAACUCAACUGUAAGUUGAAACAUGAUAAGGGUUGCUUACCUGUUUGGACUCCAGCUGGAGGCAGCACAGCCACAAUUCAAGUACAGUGCCAACUCAGAAAGUUGGCAUUCCGCAUUUCACAACAAAGAAAUAAGAGUUAGCAGAACUAUUGCCGCUUGUUUUGAACCCCAACAUAAAGAUAUAAGUAACAACAACUCACCAACUUGUCUUUGAGCAUACACCUGGCUUGCUUUGUUGUGCUUACUUACAUUAUUGCCCUAAACAAUAAUAUUGGGCUACACGGUGGUGUAGUGGUUAGCGCUCUCGCCUCACAGCUAGAGGUUUGCUGGUUCGCCUCCCGCCUGUGGCUCUUCUGUGUGGAGUUUGCAUGUUCUCCCCGUGUCAGCGUGGGUUCUCACUGGGUUCUCUGGCUUCCUCCCACAGUUAAACUUAGGUUUAAUUGGUUUGGUUGAUUGAUUGUCUGUCUCUAUGUGUUUGCCCUGCGAUAGUCUGGCGACCUGUCCAGGGUGUACUCCGCCUCUCGCCCAAUGACAGCUGGGGUAGGCUCCAGCCCCCCGCGACCCGAUUGCGGAUAAGCGGUUAAUGGUAAUGAAUGAAUCAAUCAAUAAUAUUUAUAUUUCCAAGUUUUACCAACUUAAAUCACUGUUUCAGCCCAAAAAAAUACAAGUUAGCUUUUUGCAGUGUAUAGGGAACAUUUCAUAAAUAGUGUAGACCACUUCUCCCACCUAUAGGCCUGGAGUGGGUCUGCAAUGAAUGACCAAAUUGUGUGCCAUUACUUCAAAUAAGAACCGAUCAAAAAGCAGAGUUUACUCUACAAAUACACUUCUUCAAUAUUCAUUCUCAGAAGCCUAAAAUGGCUGCAUUCUCCCCAGAAGGUAAACAGCAUUAUCUACGUGUCCCAAGGCCUGAUAAGAAUCUCUGUUGCAGUCCCGAAACAAACACACUCAAGGUCAGCAGCUCUGACAGAUACCAAUCUCACACUGACCUCUUGCAGGCAGAUCUUAGCUGGUGGCAUGUGAUAGAGCUGCCCCAUAUGUGAGCAGAUGUGGCUGAUUGCAGACCAGUCAAUACCUUCUUAGAGGAUUGGCUGGUUAUUAAGGGGCUGCCCUUGAAGAGGCACUGCUGUCUUGUUUCUUUGUGGUGCCAAUGAAAAAGUGAAGGACCUCACGGAGGACAGCUAAGGCAGAUGGCGUAGAUUAGACUGUUUAUAUUGGACCAAAUGCCAGUGAGGAAUAUUGCUCACAAGGGAGUGCAAGAGGGAAUAAGUCAUUGUCAUUUAAUGACAGGUGUUAUUUCCUUGUUUGAAAUUAAUAUCAGUGACAAAAAAGAUGCAAAGGUGCAAAGGAAUCGUUUACCUAUCAAACACAAACACAUUUCCUGCUUUUGUGGAAAUGGAAAGUAAUCUUAAGUGUUGAAUGGUCAAUGAUAAAAACCUUAUAACUUUUCAUCAACCAAACAUUGCCCCACUAAGAAGUGAGGAGUUCUUUGCAAGCUACUUCCUGCAGCAGCUGCAGUGAGCGUCACAUUAUGUAAAAGCCAUGUCACGUAUGUAUAGCAAGAAGGCAUGAAAUGUUUGAAACACAGGAAAGAAAUGCAAAUCUUAAAUAAUUUACUUCCCAAAAUGAACUGUUUGCAUGGCACUGUAUUGUAUGUAUGCAUGCAUUUAAUUUUUCUGUAUGAAGUCUGCAUAUUUUUUUAUUAUUACUACGCUGUAGUGACUUAUGUUUGUUGUUUCGAUGCAUAUUCUGUAACACCAUGUGCUGCAAAAGAACAAAAUUAGUCAUAUCUGUUUCAAAACAAAAGCCAGAGGAUAUUUCAUGUGUAAAAUAACUGUAAAUUACUAUUUUCUAUAUUUUCUAAGAAAAAAUACUAUAGAAAGAUUUUUAAUGACAGAAUUUUCUUAAAUAAAAAAGAAUAAAAAGGGAAAAAGUUGAACACAGUAGGCCAGUAAUAAACAGUGGAAUGUUACCAGUAUACUAGAUCUUAUUCCUUGCACACUGCAGUGUCAAUGUUUGUUGAUGAUUCACACUUUUAUAUGGGAAACUCUGGCAAACCAUAUUCUUGUUUGUUUGUGUCUUGACUCCUUUAUGUUCUCUACUUUGCCUUCAUGUGAGGCAAUAAUUCAUUUCUCAACAGCCCUUUUUCAAACAACAGAACUGUUUAUCAGGCCUUAUAAUGAUAACUUUAAACAAAAACAUAGGUUAGAAAUGUACAGCAUAUAGAUGAAUCUCCAUUCAAUGUCUGAAAUACAACUAUUACAGUUUGCUAUAUGGCAGUCCAAGCUUAGCAGCAAAUAUUUUAAUAUUUAACAGUACUGUUAGCUCUUCUGGAUCAUCAUUCAUAAAUAUACUUGGUAUCAUCAUAGACAGCCUGCCAUUGCUGCCUAGAAAGCUAUUGCUGUUAUUGCCACAUUCACCACUUUUCAGCUUUCUUACGAUUAGCAUCAUUCCAAAUGAUGAAUGUUUAUGAUUAGACUCCUCCUAUAUAAAUAGCAUGACUAGAAAUUAAUAGAACAUAUUCUUCUAAGGCAACACGCUGAGUCUUACUAAUGGAUCACUGAAACAGCAUGUACUAUCCAACAUUUAAAACAGAUCUUUAUAUUGUCGUCGGUCUUUUUUGGGCGAAAACUUAAAGUAGAGCUUGGCAUUAAUCAAAAUUGUUACUAAUGUCAACAAAUCCCCUAAAAAACUUAAACCAACAAUGUGUUAGAAUGUCUCAAUAAUUUGCGACCUACCUAUCCUGUCCUAUGGUUCCCAUACUCUAACACGGUUAAAUAGUGCAUUUGCUGGACUAUUUACAGCUGCACAUUAAUAAAUAUUUGGCGAGCUUUUCAUCAAUGGAACUCCAUGGCACAAGGAUAUCAGGCUUUGAUAUGCAAAUGAUCAAUUCAUUGGUUGUUAUUGGUCUUUUCAUUGGAUGGUUGAUAAUUAAAUACAAAACAUUGCCAGCCUUAUUCUUUAAAAGCUAAACUUGCUUAGUGUACUUUAUAACUUAAUAUUCUAAGGUACCAGAUACUCUUGAAGUUAACAUGCUCUAAAAGCUAAGCUUUGUAUUUUUUCAUACUAGUGCAGUGCCUGUUCAAAGAGUGCCGUUUGAAAUGGGCCAAUUUUGUUGCUGCUUGCAGCUUUCUCGAGAACAGCUCAUCCAAACAAUUCCCCACUUGACUGCGCUUCCUUGGGUCGUGAGCAGCCUUGAAGUCUCAGCAUACAGUAUACGCCUCAUUUGGUUGCAAAAGCUCACAUUAACUUUUUAUGGCCAUAAUAAAGUCAAAGCUCAGCUAUUUCCCUUGAUAGUGUUUUUUAGAUAGAAAAGGGGGGCCCAGUAGAAAAACUUUGGGAACCACUGAUGUAAAACAACCAUUCAUCCAGUAAUGCAGCAUUUCUUUUAUAAACAAAUAAUGGUGACCAUACCUCUUUAAGUGUUGCACAUUUACAAUGUUAACACAUGUAAUAUUACAAGUACAACUUAUAUUUGAUCCAUUCUGUAAGCUCCUGCUAUAUGGUUUGAUAUAGCCCCUUUUUAUGUUCUAUGGGGAUACCAUAACUAGAAUGUAUGUGACAUUACAGCUAAAAUAUCCACAUUACAGUCAAUGGGAUAUUCAGUGACGUCUCCAAAUCUAUUUUUUCAUUAAACUAAUGACUACAAUGCAUGUUCAUUAAAAAGCAAAAAACAGCAUUAACAUAGAUAUAAAUAUGCUAUAAUCUUUGGUGGUAUUUUGAAAGUCAGUGUUAGGGCAGUUAGAUGGGUGUACUGUCCUUUAACCAUGCACCAGCAUAUAUUUAGUUUAAACAACAAGGGACAGCACAAUAUCUCCACAAUACAGGGCAAUAAAAUUAUGCAAUCACCACUUUGCUUGCUAAAUAAUCUACAUUGCAGCCAUAGCCGCAGAGGACAAAUUACUGUUGUAUUGCAACUCAUUUAUCUUGUAUGUCACUUAACAGGUUUGAUGAAUGGGGACAACAUUAGCCUUCUUUUGGCUUUGUUAUUGAGUGGCAUCUAUUCUAUUUACAUCUAUCUAUCUAUCUAUCUAUCUAUCUAUCUAUCUAUCUAUCUAUCUAUCUAUCUAUCUAUCUAUCUAUCUGUCUAUCUAUCUAUCUAUCUGUCUAUCUAUCUAUUAUAUAAUGAAUUAUUCAUUUGAAAAUACAUAUGGCAUAUAUAGGUUUGUGUUACUGUCAACAAGCAUUUUUUAUGCUACUGUUUUCCUGUCCUUGCCCAUACUACGUUGUCUAAAGCCAGACUCAGAUGACAGGAGUGCUAAAAACCUGACCGAUUUUGAAAUUGGGUUGCAUCACACACAUCAGGAGACUCUUCCCAGAUAAUCUUCACUAUAAUCUAAAACAUGCAUUUACAGAAUAUUAUUGACCUUAUCAUGGCAGAAAAAGCGAUUGACGCGUUGCAACAAACUGCUGCUUUGUGGUGAGGAUAAACAAAACCAGAAGGCUAAAUGAGUCUGGGUAAGAAAAUAGUUGGGAAUAUGCGAUCAACACUGAAGAACUGGAGAUGAGACUUUAAAUAUUUAUAAUAUAAACUUUAUAUAUGUCAUAAUAGCAUGCUAGCUGCUAACAUCAUAUUCUGAUUUUAAAUUCUAAAUAUCAAACAUGUUUAAUAAUUAUAGGGGCAGCCCGAUGAGUCUGCAAACAGUUUUGGAGGUGUAAGAUUGGAUCUGUAAACUGCUCUCAUUGACUGAUAAUCUUGCUGAAAUAAGAGUUCAGGCCACAUUUCUUCAUGAUUAUCAGGAGGGGUUAAUUGGGGUUCAAUCGGCCUGAAACUCCUGUGGCCUGAGCCCGGCUUGACUGAUGGGUUUGGGGGCGAUUCAACCCUCCAGAUAAUUGGUGGUGAGAUGUGGUCCAAGACUUUGGUCUGUACCAAUGGGUGAAUGGGUCUUAAACCUUCCAAUCUGCUCAAAGACUCAUUGGGGCCACCCUGAUAAUGUCAAACAUGUUUGAUAUAAUGGAGUUAUGAUCUGGAUGAUUGCGAGAAUGAUUACAUUAGCAGAGGAGAGCAGCUGUCGUGUUGCCAAGCAACGGUGAAAAAAAUCUAGCCCUGUGGGCUAAUGUUAGCUAGCAUACUACUGUUGACAGAAAUUGAAACGGACAGUUCGCCUCUAGUUCUCGUUAAAGAAUAGACACUGCAAAGUAUUAUUACAGCAAAUUGUGGCACCUGGUUUGUUUACAUCUGCUUCUUCAUGAGAUCACAGGAGAGAGAUCAGUUGAGGUGGUGCAUUGCUCCCUCUGGUAUGAUAAUAAUGUUUGAGAUAAGAGAGAAGAACAUCUGUGUAGUUUCUCCUUAUGCGUGUGAGGCAAUUUGAUUUUAAAAUCGUUUGUAAAGCUUCUGCGGUCUGAGCCUGGCUUAACUUGUCUGAUUGGAGUUUUGUGACCCAAACACCUGGAAUAAAAAACGUGAGUACAAUGUGUCCACGUAACUCUGGAAAGAAGACACUGUUUGCUCUUAUUAUUCUGAGUAUUUGGUGAAUUCUGUUGAGAUUGACUUUGCCAAAGUCUGGGCCUUCUAUGCUGUCUAUACCACUCUAAAAAAGGUACAUAUACACUGUGGGCCUAUGGAUAGUCCAGUCCCUUUUAACAUGGUCAGUGCUCUCUCAACCCAAUGAAUACCUAGAAAUAAUUGUUUCUUCCAGAAAUGUUUUUGAAAUGCACUUGACGUCAGAGUAAUGCUCACAUAUGGUCACUUAUGCUAUUUUCAGACUACCAACGACAAUGUUACAAAAUGGCCAUUUUGCCACCCCAUUGCCAUUUCCAUGUGCACCGCAAUACACUGAAAGCUAGGAUAGCAUUAGCUAACAUUUGACACAACAUCACAG